Molecule: messenger RNA, 783 nt
Organism: Salvia hispanica
Lineage: Eukaryota; Viridiplantae; Streptophyta; Magnoliopsida; Lamiales; Lamiaceae
Source: RefSeq, a predicted model, not a curated record
AUGACGCCUGAAUACUUAGCCAAGUACAAGCUAGCUAUCCAGAGGAUGAAGGAUCUCGACACCACGGACCCUGACGAUCCCCGUGGGUUCGCACAGCAAGCCAACGUCCACUGCGCUUACUGCAAUGGCCCCUAUGAUCAAGUCAGCUUCCCGACCCUGGAUAUUCUUCCCUUUCAAGAGAUGGAGUGGUACCUGUAUUUCUUCGGGAGGAUCUGCGGUGAACUCAUCGGAGAUCCCACCUUCGCCCUGCCUUACUGGAACUGGGACCACCCCGAUGGCAUGUACAUGCCCAAACCCUUCACCGAGCCCUACUCGCCCCUCUAUGACUACAAUGAUGGAGAGAGUGUCAAAACUAAUCUUAACCAAAUGCAACAGGAAAUGAUUGUUCAAUCUGACAACGACGCCCUCACCUUCAUGGGCACCCCGUACAGGGCCGUAGAUCCACCACACGGAGUUCCCGAUGGCAGGCCAACCGAGGGCGGUUCCUACAUUGGCAUCCAUGUCUGGACUGGAAACCCCAAGAAUCCUUACAACGAAAACAUGGGGAACUUCUACUCUUCAGCAUGGGACCCCAUUUUCUACUGCCAACACGCAAACAUCGACCACUACAAAAAAACGCACAAUAGUGACGAAAUUAGUAACCAUCAGAUGCCCAAUAAAUCAAAAGAAAAUUUACUUUGCGCAACGACAAGAGGCGGUGCGCAAGAAUGUGGAACGAGCAUUUGGUGUGCUCCAGUCUCGAUGGGCCGCGGUGAAGGGUCCAACACACCUGUGGUAUGCUGA